AUGGAUCUAUCAUCUAACCUUGAUAUGAACUCAGAAGGAAAUCCUGAGAGUAUACAUUAUGUAGUGGUAGUCAUCGACGUCGUAUUGAUAUUCAUCAUCAUCGCAUCCAUUGCCGGGAAUCUAUUAGUAUGUUUAUCUGUUGGAUUGGAUGCUAUAUUACGCAAACCAAGUAAUGUGUUCAUAGCAUCAUUGGCUGUAGCUGACCUAUUGGUAGCCGUUCUUGUCAUGCCCUUCUCGUUGUCCACUAACAUUGUCCAUCGGAACAUCUUCAGUCCUAUAUUCUGCAAGACCUGGAUAUCCUUUGAUGUCAUGCUUUGUUCGACAUCUGUGAUCCAUCUAUGUGUGAUUAGUCUUGACCGUUACUUCCAUAUCAAGGAACCAUUUAAAUACAAACGAUGGAUGACAAACAAACUUGCUCUGGUGAUAAGUAUCAUAGUAUGGUUGUUCAAGGCUCUGUGCGCAUUCGUGCCGAUAUUUUUAGGUAAAUUCAAAGUAGAACGAGCGUCAGAUGACACUCUGAACGCUACAAUAUUAAAUGAUGACGAGGAAGGGAAUUUUACGGGAUGGCAUCUUUCAGGAUUUAUUUUCUGCGACCAUGCUUUCAACAAGACAUAUGCAACCAUUACUGUAAUUGUUGAUUUUUUAAUCCCGAGUUCGAUUCUUAUUUUCGUUUACGCGCGAAUAUUUCAUCUCAUUCAAACGCGCUCUAAAAACUUACGUCAGGGUCGUCUAACACAAGGCAAAUCGGAUGAUGAGAACAACGCAAGAUCACAAACAGACUUCCGGGUCAACAGUCAGCAUCAAUCUCACAACAAAGCUGCUCUCAUGCUUGGUACAAUCAUUGGCCUUUUCUUGAUUUGCUGGACGCCAUUUUUCCUCAGUCUUCUUGUAUGUUCCUUCCAGAAGUGUGUCUCUUUCUCCUCGAAGACAGAUGAAAUAUUAACAUGGCUAGGAUAUCUCAACUCAUGUAUGAACCCAAUUGUGUAUUCUAUUUCUAAUCCUGAGUUCCGCCAAUCGUUUAAGAAUAUUAUUCAUCACAAACCAAAGUCAUGGAUGUUAUCUAGGACACGCAGUUUAUCAUUACAAUACAGACGCAAUGCACGUACUGUUGAGUCAACUUGUUAGAUAGCUUUAUAUCACAAGCUGGGACUAGACAUGUAAAAGAGAUCGCCAACUGUCAAUAUCACCUUCAAACCAGCAAUCGGCCUGUUUAUAUUUGUUUCCAAGAGUUUUUAAAAAUGUGUAUCGUAAUAUUUUGAUUUUGUUAAUAGCAAAUUGAUAGAUUGCGACUGUGUAAUAUUUGGACUAAUCUGAUGUAAUGGCCUGUCAUGAUUUGUUUGACGAACAACGAUCCAAUGUUUUAAUAGUUCCAUCAUCAUUACCUUAUAUACAUAUACCCUAACAUGUGACUAUAUGUAAUAUUGGGAAUUUAUCUAUCAUUAUGAUUUAUAGUGAAAUCCCGCAUAGAUUUUCAUGCUGCCCCAUGUAAAAGUUAUUUGUUCGAUUUCUAUUUAAUGUUUUCAUUUAUGACUUUUAAACUCAUUUAAUUAUAAUACGAGGAAUAAAAAUAAUUAUCAUAUAUGGGUUUUUGAAAAAUCUUAUUCAAUAUUUUCUUUCAGACAUAAAGCAGCAACAAUAUGGAAUACUUUACCAAAUAACAUAACAUCAUUAAUGAAUUACAAUGGAUUUAAACGAAGUGGAAAGCAGCUGCGAUUUUGAGUAGAAUACUUUUCCACUUUAUAUAUAGUGUGUAUGUGUGUAUCGUAGGGCAUGUAUGGUUUUUGUUUGAUUCUGUUGUUAUACGAGUUUUCUCUGGGGCAAAAAAAGUUUAUGUAAUUUCAAAUCAUUAUUAUGUUCAUCACAUUUUGUUUAUAUAUUUUUUGGGAGAUAUCUCGGCAAACUCAUUUCUUUGGGUUUUUAUAACUUCCCCUUUUCCAUUAUUGUUUAAUAUUUUAAUGUACUAUGUAUAUUCUAAUGAAAUAUUCUGCAUGUUAUUUACAGUACCUUUUGCAAAUGUGUGUGUUCUUGUAAUGUGAUUUUUUUAUGGUAAUGAAUAAACUUAAUUGUAAUUACUUCUGUGGCAAAAAAACAUCAAAAACGGAUCAUAUCACUACAAACCCUACUAUGUUCCAAAAUAAACAAGAGCAAAAGCCAGAUCUAUUUGGAUAAGGCUUAACAUUACUCAUUAGAAGUCAGUGUCAGAGUAAUAGACAUGGAGAGAGAUCGGUUCAUCUUCGAUAUUGGUUUGCAUACAAGCUGUAAACCUCUAUUCAUCAGUUUCAAGCAAGUACUAGUAGGGUGAUCAAACUGCCUGUGCACACAGUCUGCCCCAUGCACAUACACACACACAA
Messenger RNA from Strongylocentrotus purpuratus (purple sea urchin), 2351 nucleotides. Its product is annotated as dopamine receptor 1-like. NCBI's taxonomy places the organism in Eukaryota, Metazoa, Echinodermata, Echinoidea, Camarodonta, Strongylocentrotidae. Gene Ontology annotation, biological process: adenylate cyclase-activating adrenergic receptor signaling pathway. The transcript has a single exon. Gene Ontology annotation, molecular function: G protein-coupled receptor activity. The record is from RefSeq and is a predicted model, not a curated record. Gene Ontology annotation, cellular component: membrane. Bases 1 to 1125 code for a protein of 374 amino acids.